CGCCCCCUAUCUGUAUGACUUUUGCUUCUUUUUGUUUUCUUAUUGCACUGGAUAGGACUUCCUGUACUACUGAAUGGAAGUGGUGACAGUGGAUAUCUUUAAAGUGACAUCUUUUAAAGAGGAAGGAUGACACCUUUAAACAUUUUUUCCUGUCCAAAUAGAAAUAAUCACUGGCUGUAUAGAGGUAUAAGCAAAAUAUGAUGGGAUGAGUGGGGGUUGGCAGAAAAUGGAGCAAUUAAAUCCUAUCCAUUGGGGACUAUUUAUAAAAGGCAAAGUUUUUCAGCAAGUUCUUUGGAUCUUCUUGAUCUGACCUGGGGAGGUGAAAGUAUCUGUAGUCUCUUCCCCCCACCCCACCCUUGCUAUGGGUGUUCCCCUUCCUGAUGUUUUCAGCAACAGAGGUACCAUGACUCUCCAUCCAUCGGUUCCAGGAUGCUGUCCUCUCCUGAUGUGAUGGCAUGCUCACGGACCUGCUCCCGCAUCCUGGGGCUGAGCCUUGGGACUACUGCCCUGUUUGCUGCUGGAGCCAACUUGGUGCUCCUUUUUCCUAACUGGGAUGUGACCUACCUGUUGAGGGGCCUCAUUGGCAGGCAUGCCAUGCUGGGCUCUGGGCUCUGGGGAGGAGGCCUCAUGGUACUCACUGCAGCUACCCUCAUCUCCUUGAUGGGCUGGAGAUAUGGCUGCUUCAGUAAGAGUGGGCCCUGCCGAAGUAUGCUCACUGCUCUGCUGUCCAGUAGCCUGGCUUUUCUUGGAGCCUUGAUUUGCUUUAUCACUUCCGGAGUAGCCCUGAAAGAUGGUCCAUUUUGCAUGUUUGAUGUUUCAUCCUUCAAUCAGACACAAGCUUGGAAAUAUGGUUACCCAUUCCAAGACUUGCGUAACAGGAAUUAUUUGUAUGACCAUUCACUCUGGAACUCUGUCUGCCUGGAGCCUUCUAAAGCUGUCAUUUGGCACGUGUCCUUCUUCUCCACCCUUCUGUGCAUCAGCCUUCUCCAGAUUCUCCUGGUGGUCAUUCAUUUCAUCAACAGCUUCCUGGGCCUUUUCUGCAGCCUCUGUGAGAAGUGAUAGGGAACGCCCUUGCACACGUGAGAGUUUUCCUCAAAAGCUGCCUUGAAUCCUCUCUGCAGUAUGGAUUGUAAACAAACUUUCCUUUUAGGUAUUCCUGUAGUGAUGAUAACAGUAAUGAUACCUUGCACAUAUGCUGAAUGACAUAUGCAUUUUAAAUCACAUUGUAAACUGCAAGAUGAUGUAUUAGUAGAAGGAAUGAUUAAGUCAUUUUUAUCAUGCAGGAACUUACAGUUCAUAAAAUACCCUCCAGCCAUGGUCUCAUUUCAGCCUCUCCAUAACUCCAUAAAACUGGCCACACAUCACCAAUAUAGGAGUUGAGGCUCCUAGAG
This is a messenger RNA of Ailuropoda melanoleuca (giant panda), 1391 nucleotides long. RefSeq names its product transmembrane 4 L six family member 19 (gene TM4SF19). Bases 430 to 1059 code for a protein of 209 amino acids. Gene Ontology annotation, cellular component: membrane. The transcript has 4 exons. The record is from RefSeq and is a predicted model, not a curated record. Lineage: Eukaryota; Metazoa; Chordata; Mammalia; Carnivora; Ursidae.